AUGCUUGAAAAGGGAAUUCUGGUAACACUUAUCACUGGUUUCACGGCCGUCAUUGUCACCGUAUGGAUCACCGUCGACUUCUGUUUGUACAGGAGGAAAAAAGCUGCCAUUAGAGCUGCCAAAGCAGAUACGUUUUAUAGAAAGCCGCAUGCAGAGAGAGUUGUACAACCCUUCCAAAAGAAAAAGGAAGACAAAGGCAAAAAGGUAUCUUCCACUCCUAAGCCAAGGAGAACAUUAAGUGUCAGACAAUUUAUGAAUUUUUUCAAGGGUAAAAAGAAUGACGGUAUAAUUGAUGACAAAGAUUCAGUUAUUGAAAGCGGAAAUGAGACAAAAGAAUCUGGAACCAAAGUUAAAAAAGGUGAUUCAGUUCCAAUAUCUAAAGUGGAAGCUGGCGGAAGUAGUAAAACAGCUUCUGUGAAUUCCGAUGAUAAGAGAAACAGCUCUAACAGAUUAUCAAAAGAUGUCAUUUUAGAAGAUGGGGCAUCCGAAGCAAACGUUCAUAAAAAUCCGUUACUAAAUGGCGCAAUAUUGAGCAAAAUACAAUCUUCACCGAACUUUGCUGGUAAAUGGACAAACGCUGUGGGUCCUUCAGAGCUUCCUGCCGGUAAAAAAGCUCUGCCUCCCUUAAAGGGCAAAGCAUCAUCUAAAUCAAUACAGGAAGGGAUAUCUGCUCUGGCGAAAGAAACUAUCAAUGAAGGUAUUGGUAAUGUAGAUGAUGCACAAAAGUCAAAUACAGAUAUAGAACUUAACGAGAUGAAGGAUAACAAAAUGAAAUCAAAACCUCCAUUCAAACAAAAAAAUUCAAAGUCGAAAAUGAAAACAGAAAGUGAGGUUUUUGUUUCAAAAAAUGAACAAAAUGAUACUGAACAGAAAGUAAAUACUAACGACGUCCAAAAGAAACCUCCAUUAUUAAAGAGAAUUUCCAGGAACCGUGUAGACUCUAUAAAUGAUGGCAGUACGUCAAGUACGGACACGAGAGAAACAUUCGUUGAAGAAAGAGGGUCCUCAGCUUCAUCAUCGUGGACGUGUGAUGAAAGCGGCAGGAAGCGAACCGGUAGUUUUUCAGACUCCACCACGUCAUCCGGAAGUAUCGAGCUGGAGAAACGUAAAUUCAGAUUAAAACCUUUAAAACGAAACCAGUCUAACAUGAGCAUGUCAGACACGACACCACUCACGUAG
Molecule: messenger RNA, 1179 nt
Organism: Ylistrum balloti
Lineage: Eukaryota; Metazoa; Mollusca; Bivalvia; Pectinida; Pectinidae
Exons: 1
Coding region: 1-1179 (392 amino acids)
Source: RefSeq, a predicted model, not a curated record